This is a messenger RNA of Schistocerca gregaria, 2418 nucleotides long. RefSeq names its product RNA cytosine C(5)-methyltransferase NSUN2-like. Gene Ontology annotation, biological process: RNA methylation. NCBI's taxonomy places the organism in Eukaryota, Metazoa, Arthropoda, Insecta, Orthoptera, Acrididae. The record is from RefSeq and is a predicted model, not a curated record. Gene Ontology annotation, molecular function: RNA binding; methyltransferase activity. The coding region runs from base 50 to 2236 and encodes 728 amino acids. The transcript is spliced from 4 exons.
UUCAUCGCGGCGCGUUGUUUUUUUUUUUUUGAAAAGUUGGUUGGGUCAGAUGGGCGAGCUAGCUGAGCGGGGAGAGGAGGCGGAGGUGAACAGGAAGAGGUUUAAAAAGGGAGAGGGGGUGGUUGAGUCGGAUGGGUUGAAGUUGCCGGACGACGGGCGGGUGACCGUCUCAGAUAAGACCAAUUUGCUAUUUGAAGAGUAUUACAGGAGAGUGGUUGGUUCGUCGGAGUUUGACGAGUUUUUGAAGGUGCUUAGGACCAACUUGGCCUGCACUUUUCGCGUUUGCCGGUACAGGGUGGAUUCAGAAAGGAUGAUAAGGAGGUUGGUCAAGUUGAAUGGUUUGGCGGAGGGGGGGGAGGCGACGGAGGGGGAUGGGAUGGGUCGUGUGAACGGGGUGGUUGGUGGGGGCGGUGAUUUUUUUGGGGAGAGGACGGAGAGUGAAGCGAACGUUUUUGAGGAGGCGUCUUCGAAGUUUUUUCCUCUAGUUUUUCCGAUUCCGUGGUUUCCUUCUUUGCUUGCUUGGCAGGUGGCGGUAUCUAGGGGCGACUUGAGUCGAGAGUCCGACUCGGUUUGUCGAGACAUUCAUCAGUUUUUGGUUAGGUAUUCCAAUUUGGGCUUAAUUACGAGGCAGGAGGUGGUUUCGAUGAUUCCGCCGCUGUUUUUGGACGUGAGGGCGAAUAGUUUGGUAUUGGACAUGUGCGCGGCGCCCGGGUCGAAGACGGUGCAGUUGGUGGAGAUGCUGCACGAGGGGAGCGAAAGGAGCGCGUUGGAGGGACGGCGUGGCGAGGGUGCGGGUGCAGGGAGUCGAGGUGUUGCAGAUGGGGGUGGGUUUGGUGAUUGCCUCGUUUCUGGCGUUGUUGUGGCCAAUGACGUCAAUGCGAAGCGUUGUCAUAUGCUCAUUAGUCAGUUGGUGCGUCUUUCGAGUCCGGCCGUGUUGGUGGUGAAUUGCGAUGCGCAGAAGUUUCCGUCGCUGCGGGGAUCGUCCGGAUCUGGGAGAGGGGUGGAUUUGGCUGGGUUUGAUCGGGUUUUGUGCGAUGUGCCAUGCAGCGGAGAUGGGACGUUGAGGAAGAACGCGGAUAUUUGGCUGAGUUGGAAUCCGGGGGUUGGGUUGUCGAUGCACAGAACGCAGUGCAACAUCCUGAGUCGCGCGGUCGAAUUGGCUUCUCUCGGCGCGAGGAUCGUUUAUUCUACAUGUUCGAUGAACCCGGUCGAGGACGAGGCGGUCGUGGCGGCGGUGCUGAAGAAGUUUGGCGAGGAGAGCGCAUUCGGACUUCAAAUUUUGGACACGAGUCAGGAGCUCCCGCGGCUCAAGAGGAGACCGGGAUUGCUGAGUUGGACGUGCAUGGGUCGAGAUGGCACUUGGUAUUCAGCACACGAUCAGUUGCCAGAAAGGCUCCAAUUGAGGAUUCCUUUGACCGUGUUUCCGCCGGACGAGGAGACAGCUAAGUCGUAUCAUUUGGAAAGAUGCAUGCGCUUUUUACCUCACGAUCAAGACACGGGUGGAUUUUUUGUGGCCGUCAUCGAAAAGGUCUCGAGGUCGAGUCCCGCCGAGUCUCCCGAGGGUUUGAUUGCGGAGGCUGCGCUCACGGGUGGUCCGUCGAGCGAGUGUCCGUUGGGGCUCGGUGGUUCGAAUCUGGACAGCGGGCCCCCGAUUGCGAAGAGGAGGGAGCUGUCGUUCUGCAGCCUCCUGGAUUCGAAGCACGAGGAGCUGUGGAAGUCGAUAAGCGCUUUUUACCAGUUGAAGGACCUCGAUUUGCGGGGUCAAUUGUUUUGCGCGUCAGAGAAGGCGUCGAAGUUGUACUUCGUGAGCCGGAUGGCGGGUUCAUACAUAAGGCGGUGUGGCGACCGGCUUCGGAUAGUGAGGGCUGGGGUGAGAGUGAUGAUGUACCUCACGAAUGCGCAGGGCAGUCCGUGUCAGUAUCGACUGGUCCAAGAAGGGAUAGAGGCGUUUUUCGCCGUUAUGGGGCCGGAGAGGGUGGUGGAGUUGCAGUCCGUGGCCGAGUUGGAGCGUUUGCUUUCGAGUUCGGGCGAGACGUCUUUCACGGAGUUUUCGCAUCUGGUUCGCGAGAAGCUCGAGUCAAUUGAGGUUGGCGGGGUCGUUUACAAAUACGAUCGCCCUCGUUCGAGGGGGAUGCCGAUUUUGGCGGUGGGGUGGAGAGGAAAGGUGAGCACGCACCUGCUGGUGAACGGAGAGAAGAGGAAGGACAUUUUGAGGAUGGUUUUGGAGGAUGAAUAGCUGGGGCAGGCGGGUGGUGAAGAGAUACGGUUGCAGCUGUCAUUUUUAUUUAUUUAUUAUUUUUAUUAUUAUUUUUUUUUUUGGUACAGGUGUCGAUCGGUCUCGGUCAGUUUUUCGUCUGAUGUCUAUUUUCUCAGGAGGGGCGGGUGUGCGGCGCAUGGUCCUUUGCGGCGCGGGGCGGA